AUGGCACCGACCGUCAAGGAAAUUCCUGAUGUCAUCAAGUAUCUGUCAGCAGCUCCUGGAAAAGUCAUCGUUGUUGACAAUACCGCUUCUGGGCUGAUGGCAGCAUCAUACCCAGAGUUCUUGAAAAAUGGGAUCAGCAUAAUUACACCAAAUAAAAAGGCAUUCUCGGGAACCUACCAACUUUGGCAAGAUGUCUUCACAUCAGCUAGCGCUGGAGGCUCAUUCGUCUACCAUGAGUCUUCGGUCGGAGCUGGGAUGCCCAUUAUCUCAACUCUCAGUGAGCUUGUAGAGACUGGAGACCAGGUCACUCUGAUCGAGGGGGUAUUCUCAGGCACAAUGUCUUUCCUGUUCAACACAUUCUCACCACCAGAGGGACAAGGGGGCAAAUGGUCUGCCGAGGUGAAAAAGGCGAAAGAAUUAGGAUACACCGAGCCGGAUCCACGAGAUGAUCUCAACGGUCUAGAUGUUGCUAGAAAGAUUACCAUCCUAGCACGACUGGCAGGACUUCCCAUCGAGUCACUCUCAGCAUUUCCAGUCCAGAGCCUCAUCCCUAAGGAACUUCAGACAGUCGCUUCUAGUGAAGAAUUCCUCCAGAAGCUCCCUAGUUUCGACCAUAUUCUGGAGCAAGAAAGAGAGGCGGCAAGUAAAGUCAACAAAGUUGUUCGCUUUGUCGGCAAGGUGGACAUCAUUUCCGGCGAGGCUAAGGUUGGCCUUGAGUGGUUUGAGAAGUCUCACCCCAUUGCCAAUCUCCAAGGCAGCGAUAACAUCAUCAACUUCUAUACUAAGCGCUACGGUAAUCUUCCGCUCACAAUCCGCGGAGCCGGUGCUGGUGGGGAUGUUACUGCUAUGGGAGUCACUGGGGAUUUACUGAAGAUUUUGAGACAGAUUUAG
Clonostachys solani is the source of this 891-nucleotide messenger RNA. The record is from the annotation of a GenBank genome assembly. NCBI's taxonomy places the organism in Eukaryota, Fungi, Ascomycota, Sordariomycetes, Hypocreales, Bionectriaceae.